AUGGCAAAGCCAGUAGUCUACAUUGUUCUGUACUCGUUAUAUCAGCAUGUGUACAAGCUAUCUCAAUCCAUUCAACAAGGUUUAGAAGAGAAGGGUGUUGAAGUCCAUGUUUUUCAAGUAGCAGAGACGCUUUCUGAUGAAAUUCUGUCCAAGAUGCAAGCACCUGUCAAACCUGAUCUGCCCAUCAUGACCGUUGACAAGCUAGCAGAACCUGAUGGCGUUAUCUUUGGUCUUCCUACUCGCUUUGGCCUCUUCCCUGCACAGAUCAAGACAUUGCUCGAUGCCAGUGGCGCUUUGUGGGCUAAAGGGGCUUUGGCUGGUAAAUUUGCUGGUACUUUCUUCUCAACUGCCUCACAGCAUGGGGGUCAAGAAACCACUGCGCUUACUGCUGUCACUUACUUUGCUCAUCAUGGUAUGAUGUACGUUCCAUUUGGCUAUGCCAAUGUUGCUUUACAAAACAACAACGAGGUUAUUGGUGGCUCUGCUUACGGUUCUGGUUCAAUCAGUGGUGGCGAUGGAUCACGUCAGCCUACACACACUGAAUUAGCCAUUGCCAAGAAUCAAGGUCAAAAUUUUGGUGUGAUUGUAAGUACCUUUGUCAAAGGUAGAGAUGCUAUUGAGGGUGCCGCUCCAGACAUUAAUAACAAGCUGGCCGACGGAAAUGUCAAUGGUACCACCGCUUCUGCUGACCCUGCUGCUACCACCACCAAUGCUACUGGAACUGGAGCUGCUGCUGCUGCUGCUGCUGGAGCUGCAGGUGCUGCAGGUGCUGCAGGUACCGCUGGAGCCUCUUCUGCUGUAGGCAAUGCUGCCCCUACGAACGCCAUAGAAGGCGUCCCCAAGGAUGCUGCAGGAAAUACCUCUACUGCGCCUGCAGACAUCACUUCAGAUGCUAACAAUGGACCUGCUACACCUGUUCAUGGUACAACAAACGAGGGUAAUGCAGCUCCUACCAAUGCCAUCGCCGGUACUCCUGCUGUUCCUGCUGGGAAUGCUGCUACCACCACAGCCACUAAUGAUGCUUCGACUGCUCCAACUGGAGGCAAGACCACUACUACUGCAACUGAGCCAACGACAACUACAGCUGGCGACACUGCAAACACAACAGCAAAUAACAACGCAUCCAAGGUGGGUGCUUCUGCAGGCGCAGCUGCUGCAGGAACAGCAAGUGCAGUGCCCAACCAAGUCAAAGACAACAAGCCAAAGAAGAAAAAGAAGUGGUUCUGUUGCUAG
Molecule: messenger RNA, 1233 nt
Organism: Mucor velutinosus
Lineage: Eukaryota; Fungi; Mucoromycota; Mucoromycetes; Mucorales; Mucoraceae
Exons: 1
Coding region: 1-1233 (410 amino acids)
Cellular component (GO): membrane
Molecular function (GO): NAD(P)H dehydrogenase (quinone) activity; FMN binding
Source: RefSeq, a predicted model, not a curated record